Messenger RNA from Cavia porcellus (domestic guinea pig), 10187 nucleotides. It is a transcript of the gene B3galt2, whose product is annotated as beta-1,3-galactosyltransferase 2. The transcript has 2 exons. The record is from RefSeq and is a predicted model, not a curated record. The coding region runs from base 756 to 2024 and encodes 422 amino acids. Gene Ontology annotation, molecular function: N-acetyl-beta-D-glucosaminide beta-(1,3)-galactosyltransferase activity. NCBI's taxonomy places the organism in Eukaryota, Metazoa, Chordata, Mammalia, Rodentia, Caviidae. Gene Ontology annotation, cellular component: Golgi membrane.
GUCAGAGAGAGCAUCUGUCAAGCCCACAUUUAAACUGCUGCCUGCCUGUGCAGCAGCUGAGGAACCGUGGAUUUCGUAUUAUAGACUAAAACCCCAGCACAACUGCUCGGGGAGGGGGAAAAAAUCUUUCCUGCAGCUGCCAGGCAGGAAUGAAAGAAGAAAGGUAAAUCCUAUUCUUUUCCAAUACAACCGAAGCACUUGAUUCUGGCUCUGCUGCUUUACAUUGUAGCUCAGUGCUAUUACUAGAAAUAUGGAUACUGAGAAGAGAACACAGCACUGCAUUGUCCAGUCAGGAAAACAGCAGAUGUAAAAAGCUUCAAUGCAUCAACUGUCGGAAAGAGUCAACAGUGCUCUGAAUCAACGAACAAUUACAGCUCUUUUGUCUAACGAGAGAGAGAAAAUGAAAGAAAGCAGAUAUCUCAGAAGACUAGGAACCAUAUGAACACGGAGGGUAACCCGAAGACAAGCCGACAGAUGGACACUUUGGAUACUGUGAAAAGCAAUCGCAGGAGGCAGACUGUUGGGGGAUGUGCGCAUGUUCGACAGCAUCUUUUUUGCUGAAGUGAUGGCGUGCCAAAAGUACUUUCAGUGGUAUAAGCCUCUCCACAUAAAUGGCCUGACUAAGGAAGAAUGACUACGAGGGACACGCGUGACUGAAUUAGAAAAUGACUACCAAAGAAUAGUAUUGAUUCACAAGAAGAAAACAGUAUUUCAGCCAACCAAUAUUUCUCAUUUCAUUACUGGAUAUUUACAACAUGCUUCAGUGGAGAAGACGACACUGUUGCUUUGCAAAAAUGACCUGGAAUGGCAAGAGGUCUCUGUUUCGUACCCAUCUUAUUGGUGUACUUUCCUUAGUGUUUCUUUUUGCCAUGUUCCUGUUUUUUAAUCAUCAUGACUGGCUGCCAGGUAGAGCUGGAUUCAAAGAAAACCCUGUGACAUACACUUUCCGAGGAUUUCGUUCUACAAAAAGUGACACAAACCAUAGCUCCCUUCGAAAUAUUUGGAAAGAAACAGUCCCUCAAACACUGAGGCCCCAAACAGCAACUAACUCUAACAACACUGACCUUUCACCACAAGGAGUUACAGGGCUAGAGAACACUCUUAGUGCCAAUGGAAGUAUUUACAAUGAAAAAGGUACUGGGCAUCCAAAUUCCUACCAUUUCAAGUACAUUAUUAAUGAGCCUGGAAAAUGCCAAGAGAAAAAUCCUUUUUUAAUACUACUAAUAGCUGCAGAACCUGGACAAAUAGAAGCCAGAAGAGCUAUUCGGCAAACUUGGGGCAACGAAAGCUUAGCACCUGGCAUCCAAAUCACAAGAAUUUUUUUGUUGGGAGUAAGUAUUAAGCUAAAUGGCUAUCUUCAACGUGCAAUACUGGAAGAAAGCAGACAAUAUCAUGAUAUAAUUCAACAAGAAUAUCUAGACACAUACUAUAAUUUGACCAUUAAAACACUAAUGGGUAUGCACUGGGUUGCAACAUACUGUCCACAUAUUCCAUAUGUUAUGAAAACUGACAGUGACAUGUUUGUCAACACUGAGUAUUUAAUACAUAAGUUAUUGAAGCCAGAUCUGCCUCCUAGACAUAACUAUUUUACAGGUUACCUAAUGAGAGGCUACGCACCCAAUCGAAACAAAGACAGCAAGUGGUACAUGCCACCAGACCUCUACCCCAGUGAGCGUUAUCCUGUCUUCUGUUCUGGAACUGGUUAUGUAUUUUCUGGAGAUCUGGCAGAAAAGAUAUUUAAAGUUUCUUUAGGUAUCCGUCGUUUGCAUUUGGAAGAUGUGUAUGUAGGAAUCUGUCUUGCCAAGUUGAGAAUUGAUCCUGUGCCCCCUCCCAACGAGUUUGUGUUCAAUCACUGGCGAGUUUCUUAUUCAAGCUGUAAAUACAGCCACCUAAUUACCUCUCAUCAGUUCCAGCCUAGUGAACUGAUAAAAUACUGGAACCAUUUACAACAAAAUAAGCACAAUGCCUGCGCCAACGCUGCAAAGGAAAAGGCAAGCAGGUAUCGUCACCGUAAACUACACUAAAAAAGAUCAUUUUUUAAAGUGUGCAAUGUGUAAAUAAUGCUACAAGCAUGUAUGGUUAAAAUACACUCAUAGGACAAGUUUUAGUUAAAAUUCAUCACAUAAAGUAAUUCAAAAAUUAUUUUUUAAAUUUCUGAAGGUAGUAUUUAACAGUAUAACAUCAUAAUGAUGAAAAGAUAUCCCAAGAGAACCUAAAAAACUGUACAAGCGAAUUCUGUGUAUUAACAUGCAAUAAUAAGUAUGAAUAUACUGAAGGUUCAAGUUUUAUGUUAGAGCCAAUAAAAUACAUCUGAAUAUAUUUUCACAUAAAUUUUAAUUUAGGAAACAAAGACAGUUAAAAGACUUCAUUUUAGAUUUAGCUUUUCAUUUCGAUAUAUAAUUAAAUGUAAAUAAAACAUUACUAUCAAUUUUAAGGACACUUUGUGCAAAGGACAAAUUUUCUGACCUAACUAUUCUAGGUUUUUAAAAACUUAAAUUCCAUGCAAUAAGAUUUAGUUGAGUUAUUUGAUAAACUGUCAUAAAGUUUAGAUGUUUCAUCAGUACUGUUUUCACCUAUUUAAAUUUUUUUUAAAUGAGAUAUUCAUCUGAGUUUCUUUUAUUAUUACUCAUAUAUGGGGAAUUAUUUUAACAUGACAUGAUAAAAUGUGGCAAAUCUGUAUGUCUCAGGCUGAAGUUUUUAUUUAAAAAAGUUAUCUAUCGAAUGUUACCAAAUAGAUAAAUUGUUUCCUCACUGAUGUUACAAGCCAAGCUAGUUAUUUCAAUGAAUUAGAUUAAAUACUACACGAAGAGUACCACCAUUUAACUUCAAAUAUACCUGACUUCAAGUAUUUCUGUAAAAAUAAAUAAUGUUCAUUUCUCUAGCUGAAAAAAAAGUAAUCACUUAAAGGUAUAAAGACAUUACAGGAAAAAGAGAAUACAGUAACAGUUUCAUUCAAUACAUUUUUAAGAUGCAUGUAUGCCAAACUGCAACAUAUGGAAAGUUUAUUUUCUGACAGCAGGUGUACACAUUGCCAACACUUAAUCAUUUUAUGGCACCUAUUUCUUUCUCUGAGUGCCAAGUUUUACAAACCUGCAGUUUUUAAUUUGGUAGAUGAUAAAAUUCUGUAUAACCAAAUAAAAACCUUUAGGGGAGGGAUGGAGGAGAAAAGUACAAAUGUUUGAUGCACACCUGACUUUAGGAUGAAUAAUGUAUAUGAAACACUUUUAUCAAGCUUUUAAUAAAAAAGAUAAACAAAAAAAUUUACUGAGUGUUAUGAUACAAAUAUUUUUACAGUAAUUUUGUUUGACUCCAUCAUGGACUUUAAAAUCAAGAAAAACUAAUCCAUUAACCCUAAACUAGUAUUUUUAUUUGAUAAAAAUGCAUAAAUUAUCAGAACAUUUCCUAUCUCACUUCUAAAAAUCAUUUUUAUCUCUCUUACUAAGGGAUAAAUCACCAGACUACAACUACAACAUUUGUUUCAGUUCAGAAUCAUGAAAGGUUUAAGUUCACAUUAUGUAGUAUGUUGAAUUCUAUUUACAUUCUUAAGCCUGUGUUCUACUCUACAUGGAAUAAUUUUUUAAAAUGAUCUAGUAACAUCUUCUGCUCUUGAUUCAAAUCUGUUUUUCACUUAACUUAUUCUGAUUGUAGAACAAUUACUAAAUAAAAAUCACACAUAACAGGAUGGUAUCAAAUUAGUGUUUUAUGUAAAGGAAAAAUGGAAUUCUUCCAUCACUAUAUAGAAAUUCCCUCUAAGUUAUACUGACAUUUAAAAAAAAAGACAAAAAGAAACAUCUGUGUGAGCAUGCACAGAGUAUAUAAAUCCUACGAGAAUCUGAGUAGUAUUCACCCAAAUUAUGCAUAUAGUGUAUGACCUUCAAAAGACAGUACCGUAUUUCUCUUGUGAAAAAAUUAAGUUUGAAAAAAACAACUUAUGAAAAAUAAUUCUUAACACUUAACCUCCUAUUUGAGAAAUUAACUUAUAAUCAUGUCUAUAUUCCUAAUAAUUCUACCUUGAAAAAUAAUGAUAAUCUGAUAUAUCUGAGUCCUUCAAGGGGAAUGGAUCCAACAGUGAAGCUCUUAGUAAUGAAGAAAAUCCUUAUUUCAAACUAAUAUUCUAUUAACUUGAUUUUUCACUUUCAAACCACAUGCAAGUUAAUUUCUUAAGCAAAAUAAAUCUUUAAACAUCUUACCAAUUAAUUAUGUUUUUUCUCAGUACUAUGCAAUUCUUGACACACAUAAAAAUAAUUUUAAAUAACAGCACUGGAUGUAACAAAGAAAAGAUUACAAGACCAACUAUGUAAUCUUUACACUCAAAGUACUAACAUGUCCACGACAGGUCUGUAAUUCGUAUGUCUUGCUGCCAGGUAGCUUGAACCACCAGCAGCACAUGCAUACUAUCCCACAGGGUGGCUUUUUAUUAACUGUGUCAGUGAAAAGACCAGUAAAAGUGAUUAGAUCCAUCUGUACCCCUCACCCAUGGAAUAUUCAUGUAUAUACCACAGAAGGUUCAAGCCAGCAGGAAUAUGUUAAUAUUUUAGAGACUAAAAAUACCAGAAGUUUCAAUACUUUUAACAUUAGUCUACUUUGAUCAAGAUUAGAAGUGAUGAAAAUCUAAGUUGACUAAUUCCAAAUUCUCCUCCUUUGGUUUCAUAUAUAGCACAAUCAUAUACAAUCUCAAAUGAAAUCUUAAUACUAUUUAUUUCAGAAAAUCUUAUUAAACUAAUACCAAUAACAGCAGCGUAACUAUUUACUGACUGUUCAAGUAGUGUAUUCAGUACUGUUGAAGCACUUUACAUACAUGAUCUCAUAAAGCUACAAAUUAUAGUAAAAUUAGAUUGAUGUCAGGAGUUAAAUAUGUAAGAUCUCAUAGCUAAUAAGAGCAGCAGGUUUCCAUUCCAAAGAUCAUGCUGUUAAUCAUUAUGGUAUUCUGCUAUGUAUUCUGUGUAUAACAAAUGUGAAAAGAUCUACAAAACUAAGCGAAAAUGUCCUUUGCUCUACUUUUCCAUUCCCUGCCUGUUCUUUAUUCUUUUCCAGUGUCUCCAGACUUCAUAGCCCUUUUCACUCAGUGGAAGGGGACGUGAUGUUAGAUGCAAAUAAAGAUCAGGAGAAGGCGAGAAUAUCUAUCUCCCAAGCAUUUUCUCUUCUCCUUUAUAGCUGCUGGUAAAUGGUGAACAAAACCUUUGUAAAGCAUGGACAUUACUACUUACGUCUUGCUCCUUUGGCACAGAGAUACAUCUAUACACAGCAAGUAGGUGGAUUAGAAAUUAUAACAGGUGCUUCUUGUGAAACACAAUUCAUUUUUAAUAUACAAAAAUGGUACUGCAUUUAUCCACUAUACUGUUUAGGCACUUCCUGUUUUCAGGUGUAGUUGUAAAGCCAGUUUAACUUAUUCAGAUGUGCCCCCUCAUUCCAUUUUAAUUGCUUAACCAGAAAAUUUGACUAUUAAAUUAGCAUAGUCAUAAAGAGAAAGAAAUCUCUAUUUAAAUACAUUUCUAAUAUAUCUUAAGGAAUACCAGUCUACCUAUAUAUUAUUUGCAAAAAACUUGUAAUGUGUCAAUACUAAAACAAAGCAUACAAAAUUUCAUUGGGUAUUCUUCCAGUAAAUAGCUACUCACUGUCUUCCGAGUAUAAAUUACAAACCUACUGCUCUCAAGAUAAAACUUGCCAGGGGAAACAAAAAAAUGCUUAUCUACAUAAAAUUACUUUCUCUCCCUUUACUACAAGAAAUGACUAAAGCAUAACUUCAAGUAAAGUAUACAUCCAAUUAUCCCAUCUACUUACUAAUCUACUUAUUUCGACUUCAUUUGAAUCUCACUUCAAACAAUAUACUGACCUAAAUACUAGAAGAAAUAAAAAUAAAGCGCCAGUAUCAUAAAAAGUAAUAAAGCUGUAGUAUUAAAUCUAAGCUUUUAUAAGUAACUUGUAAUUCAAUAGUCAAAAGUUACUUACUUACAUAACAUAAUAAAACCUAUGUGGCUUCUUUGUUUCAUUGUCAUAAUUAAUGUAUUAUUAAAAACACAUUUUAUUAUAAGUAGCAAACAGAAUAAUACAUGACAUCCUGCUGGCACUGAUAAUUUUUGACCAUUGCUAAAGAUCUGAAAAAGUUAAUAAAGCCACAUGAUAAUCAUACCAACAAAUUUCCUUAAAAGUACUUAAUAAAGUCUUUUCCAGUUAUUAUUUUAAUAUUGUUAGAAAAUUGGGAACAGACAAAAUCACCUCUAACAACAUGCUGUUAGCCAAAAUCAUGCUUAAUUGUCCAACAAAAUUAAGCACAGCAAUGAGGGUGUCCAAUGUCUAAAGUCCACUAUUAGACAUUGUUUUAUGAUUUAACAAAUUUAAACUAAUUUUCUCAGGUAUCCCAGAAAUAAUUAGUAAAAUUAAAAAAGUGGCAUUCUAGAGCCCUGUUCUCACUUUAAUAGCAACUGCAUUUCUAUACUGUAUAUGAAGUAAGCCCAUUUGAAUUCUCAUUUAAAACUUUUUAACAACUAAGACUACUUCAACAAUUCCUGAAUUAAAAUGACUAUAGAAGAAAGAAAAACUAUUAUGCAAUAUCCAAUAGACUCUACUGGCUCACAAAAUAAAAAGAACUUGGGUAAUCAGUCAAAAAUAAUACUAAAAUACUAAACAACAGCCUUAUACAACAUAUGGAAACAACUCAUGACAGUACCAUUUGAAAAAUAAGGAGUAAAAAAGUAGGAUUUCUAAGAAGAACACUAAAGUUUUGCUGUCAGGUAUAAAAUUUCUGACAAUGAAAGUAGGGACUGUUUUUUAGAUAACAAAAACUUUGUUAAAAACAUUGAAAAACUUCCUUAACAUGUUUUACUCAUCUACAUUUUUAAGCAUUCUAGGAGAAAAAAUUACUACAGCCCAAUCAAAUCUUAAAUAUAUUUUUUGGUAUGGAUGGAUAUCACAAAAAUAAUAUAACAUGCAUAUUUUUAAAAAAGAUACCAGCAGAUAAGGAAAUACUGCAAAUGAUCCUAAGAGAAUCUACUACAAAGCAGCACCAAGCAGUACCAAUUCUGAUGAGUAUUGGCACAAGCAGUAGGCAGUCAAAUUAAAAAAUAAAACUGGAAGGAACUCCAAUGUUUAUAAUAGCAUCAUGAGUAAAUCAGAAUCUGAUAAUAAUUCAGUAUCCCACUUAUUCAAUAAAAAAAUUGGCAAAUACUUGAAAUUUAAUAAUUAAGAUUUAAAUUAAGUCCUCAAAGUAUUACUUCUAAUUACAAAAAUAAGACUCCAGAUAAAGUGAAACAAACACAGUGCUGUACUGGUAACUACCAAAUAUCUACUGCUGUUAAACUUUUUAAUGUGUGUUGGGGGUGUUGACAGCAAGACAACAAACUCUUACCAAGUCUCCCUUACCAAAAUCAGGACACACAACUAUGUAUGACAUGGUCCUUAUACAUACACAACCCACAGUUGCACACAAACCCCAGAAAAUAAAUUCAUAAAAAAUAUGAAUGGUAGAGACUUCCGGAAAACGAAUAAUGGUUAUUUCAUUUCUCAUAUUUUUGUGUCUUUUUUUUUCAUGGAAAAGUUUAUAUUAAGUCAUUAAGCUAAUAAGCAUCAUAUUGGUUUAUACUGUAUCUUCUACAACUGGCAGAUUCAUGGCACUCACUAAAUAUAUUCUAAUUUAAUCAAAUAUUAAAAUAUUUACAGGGAACCUUUUAUAGCUAAAGAAUGAUAAUUAAAAUCUAUUUAAUAGAGUACUUAGACUAGAUGAUCUUCCAGAGACACUUUUUUCAGGUUCUGACAGCCUACCAACUGCCAGACAGACACAGACAACUAUGAUAAUAACCAGACAGGAUACCAACAUAUGAUGCUGUUUAAUUAAUCAAUGAUGCCUGUAUACUACACAGUCACACACACAAUGAAAUAGAUCUAUUCCUCAGUUCUAUGAGAAUAACUUCAAAAUGAAUGGAAUAAAGAUCUAAAUGUAAGUAACAAAACACACUGUUUUCUGGGGUUUGGGACACUGAAUUUCUUGUAACUUGGCGGGGGAGCACCAUUCUAAUAUACAAAAUCAGAAACAAUGGGAUUCACAAACAUAGUUAUUAAAAAAAACUAGAAAAUGUUUUUCUUUACAUGACAAUAAAAACAUCAACAAAAUUAGAAGUCAUAUGAAAAACUUGGAAAAGAUAUUUGCAAUCCCCUCCUCUCUUAAGUCUCAGAAGGAAAAGAGCCAAAUGUAAAGUUAAGAAAUUUAAGUUAAAACUAUCCUUUUAAGUUUGCAUCAAAAGCAUCAAUGCAAACUAAUUAUACUGCGUUUUAUUCAUUCAUUCAUUCAUUCAUUCAUUUAUUUUAGUAGUGCCAGGAAUUGAGUUCAUGACCUUGCCAGGCAGGCACUUAGAUCACUGAGCUAAAUUCCCAGCUCUCCUGUCUUUAAAAAAAAAAAAAAAAAAACAAAAGGAAAUCUGGAUGAUGGGAGAAACAUAGGAGUAAAAGGAAGCUACCAUGGCAAGAACACUUAGGACAUAGUCUCUAAUAUGUAUUUUGUUAAAUUCCAGAUCUGGAGUAGAAAAUACACUAGAUAUACUCCAUAAAUAUGCCAAAAGUCAGGUAAGAAAAAAUUAAUUAUGUAAUGUUUAAACAGCUUAAGAUCUAACUUAAAGAGGUUCCUGGGCCAGGGAUAUAGCUCAGUGGCACAGCUCCUAACUGGCAAGCACAAGCACAAGGUCAGGAAUUCGAUCCCCAGUACUCAAGCACAAAAAGAGGCUCCUACUUGCCUGAACUGAAUUUAUUUGGUAACUAUGUGAGAAGAUGGAUAUGUUUAUAUGUUCUGCUAUAUUAGCUGAUAUAUAUAUAUAUAUAUAUAUAUAUCUUAUAACAUCAUGCUCAACACACCCAAUAAAAUUUACUCUUCAACAGAAAGCAAGGAAAAUAAAACUAAGUAAUUAAAGCAACAAAUUCUGGCUAAAAUGAAUUCAGAAACAAGUAUGUACAAAUCUAAGUUCAAAAUGAUGAGUUGAAAAAUUCUGCCCUUUAGAUGCAAAGAAAUCAAUUCUUUAGUCAGAAAACUGGGGAAAAAAAACAAGUAGUUGUUGCUUCAAUAAAUCUUGUAGUUAAUGCACAAAGAAAGUUUAGCAAUUAGAAUAAAUUAAGUAUAUAUAUUGUGACAGGUAAGAUUCCUCCUAAGACUAUAAUCUAAAUUAUUUCAUUUAAGAAAACUCUAUUAACUAUCCAUGUAUCUGGUUUAUGUAAGUUUACAAUUAUGUGUAAGUUUAUAUUCAUGAGAAUAAGUCAGAAAACAAAGGCACUGAAAUAUAAACAUUACUUAUUCUCAAGAAGAAUAUCACCACAUAAUCAAUCACAGAUGGGGUAAAAGAAACAAGUGGUUAUAGCUUGCAAACAUUUGACCUGUGUGAGGAACAGGGAGAGAAAGAAAAUGAGUAUGAGAAAAGAAAAAGCCAGCAGAUUAAAAUAUGAAUUAUCAUUAUGUCUCUACUGGGUAACCAGAAAAGAACCAUCUUCCUUAACAAGUAGCAAAGAUUACAAAAAACUCUAGUUUAGGAUGGAUAUAAAAAUACGGGGCAUAAAGUUGCUAAGCAAGUCACUUGUUAAAGGUCAUUUAAAAAUAUUUUUGUUAGUACAUGUUUGCAUUCAUCUUAAGUAGGUAUCAGCUCAAAAAGAAAGAACAACUGGGAAAGGAGAAAAGAAAGAAAGGGAAAGAUUUUAUAUAUAUAUAGGUAUAGAGAUACAUGUGUGUUAUGUGUAUAUAUACAAGGUGGAUAACAAUACUAUUCAUCUCUGCAAAUUCAUCAAUAAGGAGAGUUUGUGCUCUCACUAUUUGGUGGUUUGAUCAUUUUUUUCAUACCUAAAUCUUGUAACCUGAACGACUACUUUUAAGAUAACAAUAUGCAAUAUUUUAAUGGUGUAAAUUUCCUAUUUUUUUGAAAUUCUGUAUCAUUUAUCUUUUGGUUAAAAUAAGCUUUAAAAAAAAGUACAUCACCUAUCAUUUUUUUUUAAUCAUCCUCUGCCCCAGCAACCUCCCCCACUUCAUCUCUAAAUCCCCUUUCCUCACUUUCAUUACCAUUAUUUCAUAUUUAUGAUAUAUACUGUGGGCAACUGAUUCAUUAUGGGUAUUCAUUUUCAUUAUUAUUUAAUAUCAUAUAUACUGUAAGCAACUGACUCAUUGUGGGUAUUCAUUGGUACAUGUGAUGACGUAUAGUAAAUGUUUUCAUUCCUCUCCA